CCAAUUCAUCUUCACUCCCCAUUAGCUCUUUGAAAUAUGUAUGCGUGUAGGGUUUUUGAGGCUUAGAUGAUGUCAAUACAAAAGACACAUUCAAUUAUCAUGAUUUUAAUUUAAAUUCAGUUAUUACAGUUUGUUCUGAAAUUUACCUUUAAAAAAGAAAAUAUUUUCAAAAAAGGAAGGCAGUAAAAACACCAAAACAGAGAUUAUUAUUACUUCAAUUUUUGCAUUUUCCAUCGUUAAAAGUACAGGCUUCCAAAUAUUAGGAAAGGUAAGAGAAGAGACAAAAGUUCAAGGUUUGUCUUAUUCUGGCUUCUUCCUUUUAACACCCCUCCAACCCCCCCUCUGUUUUUGUUCUUGGUGCGGGUGUUUGGAUUCUUCAAAAAGCCAUCCGUCACAGCAAUUCUCUCAGGCAUUUCCAGAUAUCCCCAAGAAUCUAAAGAGAGCUGUAGCUUUCUGAGGUUGUUCUAAAUCAAACAAAAGGCAAUCAUCAAUGGAGAACAGGUAUAAUUUGAUGAGACAGGGCAGUGGUGUAUGGAGAUCCCUAAGAGAUGGAGAUUUUGAAGAGGAAGAUGUUUGGGAUGUUCUAAGAGAAAGAAAAUCUGCAAGUUCUCAGUACGAAAAAUCCAUAGAAUCCUCAUUUUCUGUCACAAGAAACCUCCCUUCUGCUGCAAGAAUGAUCCCAAGAGCUACAAGCAGUGGCAGUAGCAGCAACAAUUCCUCUCAUGAAGCCAAAGUAGUGCAGCAAUCAGCACCAGUCAACAUUCCUGACUGGUCAAAAUUUUGCAAAAACAAGUCCAAGAAAAAUGCCAGUUCAUUCCAUCAAGAACAUCAUGAUGAUGAUGAUGAUGAUGAUGACCAUGAUCAUGAAUCAAAUGAUGAUAAUUAUCAUGGGGUUGUGAAUGAUGACAGUGAUGAUGAAUUUGAAAAUGAAGGUGGUGAUUACUAUUAUAAACUUCCCCCACAUGAGCUCAUUGCCAGAAGGCUUGCAAGGAGCCAGAUAUCUUCAUUUUCUGUUUUUGAAGGGAUUGGCAGGAAACUCAAAGGGAGGGACCUCAGUAAAGUUAGAAAUGCUGUUUUGAUCAAAACUGGGUUUCUUGAAUCACCAUGACCAUAAUCUCUAGCCAUGGUGAUCUAAACUCCUAGCUAGUAAUAUGUAUAUGGGUUUGUAUUGGUUCCUUGGUAAUUUGUCUUGGUUUUCUUCUAGGGUUUUAGUGGGCAUUGGUGUAUAAAGGAUGAUUUCUUGCAUUUUAAUGGCUAUUUUGAUAUGGGUUGUUCAUGA
Manihot esculenta (cassava) is the source of this 1279-nucleotide messenger RNA. RefSeq names its product putative mediator of RNA polymerase II transcription subunit 12. NCBI's taxonomy places the organism in Eukaryota, Viridiplantae, Streptophyta, Magnoliopsida, Malpighiales, Euphorbiaceae. The coding region runs from base 491 to 1108 and encodes 205 amino acids. The record is from RefSeq and is a predicted model, not a curated record. The transcript is spliced from 3 exons.